Cantharellus anzutake is the source of this 924-nucleotide messenger RNA. RefSeq lists its product as uncharacterized. Gene Ontology annotation, molecular function: inositol phosphoceramide synthase regulator activity. The record is from RefSeq and is a predicted model, not a curated record. Bases 1 to 924 code for a protein of 307 amino acids. Lineage: Eukaryota; Fungi; Basidiomycota; Agaricomycetes; Cantharellales; Hydnaceae. Gene Ontology annotation, cellular component: inositol phosphoceramide synthase complex; Golgi membrane. Gene Ontology annotation, biological process: inositol phosphoceramide metabolic process. The transcript has 5 exons.
AUGCGGCUCACGCUUCGCCAGGAAUGGCGACCGCGUGCACUAGAAUCGUUUUUGGGCUUCUUAGACAUCAAAACAGGCGUCAGCAUCGUGGUGCUAUUCGCUUGGUGGCAGUCUUGCUCAGAUCAGCAUGUACCUCUAUUCGGUAAUAGCCCUCGCUGUAUUUUUUGGGGCCUGAAGAUGGUCUUUCAGGAAGACGCUAAGCGGACGUUCUACUUCGCGCAUGCGUUCCUGGCUGAUCACCUUCUUAAUACGAUAUGGACUUUAUUUUUUGCCGUCGCAUGGUGGUAUUGGAACCCGCAUGACGGGAAACGGAUCGCCAAUUCUGCAGCACAGAAAGAAGUGAUGGAAUCUGGUGGACCCGCGAUGACUGAUGAAGAGCGCGCAACACAGGCCCAACAGAUUUGGAAUAAGGAAAAAGGCUUUGCUGCGGCUAUUUUGAUUACUGGUUGGUUAUUGAAGAUUUACUUUGCAUCAUUAAUUUACUCUUACGCUAUCCAUUUGCGACGAGGGUCAUAUCGGUCCCUACCUCUUACGAAUCCUAAUCCAGAUCCCUACCGGUCACAAGCCAACGUCCGUGAGUACGAAUCAAACGAUGAAGAAGGAUAUCCGCGCUUCGGUGCGGCACCUUCUGCACACGCAGCUGGGUCACCACGAAGACGACCAAAUGGGCUCAACCUUAGCUCCUCGGGACCGAGCAGGCCGUCCGCCAAGAUUGUCCAGGAUCUCGAAGCGCCAAUUGAAUCAGUGCUGUGGGACGAAGAAGGCGAAGAAGGCGAGGUCGAAGCGAGCGGCAGAGUCCCUGUAAUGACUGAUAUGUCAGGCUCAUACGGCCGUGAGGGUGGGAGUGAGCCUACGGACAGUGGAAGCGAUCAAGGCGAUAUCACAUAUACCACACAAACAGGAGAUUCGCGGCGUCAGCGGUAG